AUGAUUCGUUCUCCUAACAAAUGCAAUUCUGACCCUAAUCUAAUACAAUCAGUAUUGAGUGAUAAUACUUCGCCGCCGCCGCCCAAUUUUGUUAGUUCCCGAAUAAAGCGAAAACGCAAAAAGCUAUUUUGGCUACGAACCAAGAAAUUGAAAAAUCUAUCUCCUUUCUGUCCUCUCAAUACGAGGACUUGUCUCGAAAAGUCCGUGACAUUGAGGAGGUACGAAAAAAGGAUCAUGAAUACAUCAUCAGAUUUACAACGUGCUCCCGUAAAACUGGAGCUUAGGAACGUACCUGAGAAACCUGCCGAAUCAGUGGAAGACCUGAAGAACUCAGUUACUCGUAUCUGCCUUGCUAAAAAUCUUAAGGUGGAUCUAUGUGACAUCGACAUUAGGGACAUUCAUCGGCUUGGUGUGCUCAGUAAGGAAAGACGGUACUUCACUCCGGGCCACCGCUUGCAACUGUAUAAAGCGCAAAUUUGGCCCCACAUGGAGUACUGUUUUCACCUCUGGGGGCUCCCCAGUACCAGCUCCUUACACUUGACCGUAUUCAACGAAGAGCUGUUCGAAUCGUCGACGACCAAUCCCUCUCCGAGCGGCUUGAUCCUUUGGCGUUGCGUAGAGAUGUGGGGUCAACUGCAUUUACCAUGGAGAGUGUUCAGAGGAGAUCUGGUAUGGAAACAUCGAAAAGUUUUCAGAUCAUACAAACUGAGGUUUCAUGUGCCUAAAAAAGAUCUGUGCAAAAAAUGUGUAGCCUUCAAAGAUAUAAAAAGUAAUGCAACAAUCUCAGAAGAUGCCAAUAAUUCCAAACAUCUCAAGAGACGUGAUGAUGCCUUUCUGCGUAGAGACGCUGACAAAGCAGCAGCAAAUAAUUAUAAAAAUGUUUUGGCCUUCAACUUCGACCUUCAAGCUGUUCUCCACACACUGCAGCUGUACCAGCCUUUGUAG
Pieris macdunnoughi is the source of this 945-nucleotide messenger RNA. The record is from the annotation of a GenBank genome assembly. NCBI's taxonomy places the organism in Eukaryota, Metazoa, Arthropoda, Insecta, Lepidoptera, Pieridae.